AUGAGGAAACACGCGUGUCGAGAGGUGCGGAGCACAUGCCUCGCAAUGGUCGCCACUGACGCCAAAGCCGCCGCCCGGCGCCCGUUCGAAUUUCGUACUAUCAAACAGCGCGAGCGCCACGGGUACCAGGCGACCAGAGUGCGCAAGGAGAUUAGUGUAGUGCCAAUCAUAGUUCCAAGCGAGUGUGUGACUUAUUUAAGUGUAGAAAGGCCUGCUGUUAAUUAUUUCAAUUCAGCGUACAUAACUUAUAUAAAGCUUAUUUCAAAACGAUAUGGACGUAGCAAUCCAGUUUAUUAUACAUCGUUAUUGUUCGAUGCCCGUGUCUAUUUCGGUAAUAAUGUAACGAUUGAUUUCUACUUCUUCGAAUUCUUGAGCAACAGAUACCAAAGAAGUUUUGUAGAGAUGCAUUUCAAAUUAUGUGAUAUGGUCCAUAAAGAUCCAUUCUUUGGUGCACCGAUGAGGAGAGGAGGAUUGGAGAAACCGUGUCCUUGGUCACCGGGUAAAUAUCAUCUGUAUAACAUGACGGUACCAAGUCAAGCGAUACCUCGUGGGUUUCCGUUCAGAAAGGGUCGUAUCUUUGCCAAUCUAUCAUUCACUUUCCCGAAAGGCAAAAUCCCCUAUACAGGCGCACGACUUGCAUGGCUUCAAAUAGACAUGGAAGUUAGGCAAGCGGAUGUUAAGAAAAUAGGCGUUAAGUUGUGA
Pectinophora gossypiella (pink bollworm) is the source of this 702-nucleotide messenger RNA. RefSeq lists its product as uncharacterized. Bases 1 to 702 code for a protein of 233 amino acids. Lineage: Eukaryota; Metazoa; Arthropoda; Insecta; Lepidoptera; Gelechiidae. The transcript has 5 exons. The record is from RefSeq and is a predicted model, not a curated record.